Neohortaea acidophila is the source of this 2277-nucleotide messenger RNA. Its product is annotated as uracil permease-like protein. The coding region runs from base 396 to 2195 and encodes 599 amino acids. The record is from RefSeq and is a predicted model, not a curated record. Lineage: Eukaryota; Fungi; Ascomycota; Dothideomycetes; Mycosphaerellales; Teratosphaeriaceae. Gene Ontology annotation, cellular component: plasma membrane. The transcript has 7 exons. Gene Ontology annotation, molecular function: nucleobase transmembrane transporter activity. Gene Ontology annotation, biological process: nucleobase transport; transmembrane transport.
CUCUGCAGACUUACGCACAGUUUUUCCAGCUAACAUCCCGCGUGCUACCCCCAACUCCGCAAAGAUCACCGCGCGUUACUCCGCGCGCACAGGGUUGCAUUCGAUAAGAUGCCGUUCAACCCGCAUUGCCCGCGCAUCAUCGGGGGUCCCACCGCCGUCCAGUCAAGCAUUCUAGAGCCCUUCCUAACCUCGAAGUGGGCAUUUACCGCAAACUCUAUGCAUUAAUUCCGCGCGCAACGUGCGGUGGCGGGUCGCACUCGUGUCGCGUGCCCUCUUUUCGGGCGGCUGCCGUAACCUUGAUCUUGGAAUAUUUCCUAUCUCUCGUACCCGUCGGCGAUCUCCUCUCUGCUUUCCUUCUCUCUCACAGUCCGUUCUGACAGCGAAACUGCGGCACGAUGCGUUUCACGCGAGCAGAGAUCAAGGCCAAGGCCGCCGAAAAGGUCCACAACGCCAGGAACGCUUUCACCAGCCGGGCAGCAUUUAUCGAAUGGGUGCAAGUGCCCGACACUGCGCUGGAUCAGCAUGGGCAUAAGAAAUCGGGCCCGACAUGGUCGAACGAAGACUUAGAUCCCACGCCGCCAGAGAAGCGAACAUGGAGAUGGUGGAAUUACGUGAUCUUCUAUUGGGACUUGAGUUUCGGCAACUGGACGCUGGGCUCGGUGAUGGUGGGCAUUGGCUUGAACUGGUGGCAAGCCAUCCUCACCAUCUUCCUCUCGCAAUUCAUCAGCUCCAUCGCCAUGUUCUUCAACUCGCGGUGCGCAAGCGUGUAUCACAUUGGGUACCCCGUGGUUGGACGUAGUGUGUUUGGCAUGUGGGGAGCAUAUUACUUCGUCCUCGCCAGAGCAGCGCUCGCCAUCGUCUGGUUCGGCGUGCAACUCUACACCGGCUCCGCAUUGGUGGGCAACAUGCUGUACGCCGUCUUCGGUCACAGCUACCUCCAUAUUCCCAACACGAUUCCGAAGUCCAUGGGGAUCACGAGCGCCGGACUGCUCGCCUUCUUCCUCUUUUGGCUGAUGACGCUGCCCUUCACGUUCUUCCGGCCCUAUCAGCUGCGCAAGUUCUUCUGGUUCAAGGCGUUCGUCAUGAUCCCUGCUAUUGUGGGUCUGUUCAUCUUCUGUAUGGUGAACACGAAGGGGAGGAUUGGCCUUGGGCAUCUUCAGGAGACCACGGCAAUCCAUUCGAACGGAUGGGGCUGGUUCUUUGUCUGGUCGCUGAACUCGGGCAUGGGCAACACGGCCACUCUCAUCACGAAUCAACCGGAUAUCGCACGUUGGAGCAAGACGAAGAGCGGUGCCAUGUGGUCCCAGCUGUUCACGAACCCAAUUGCGGUCACCCUCUCCGCCAGCUUGGGCAUCUUGUCCACGGCCGCCAUCAACAACAACUGGAACCUCCAGCUCUGGAACCAGUGGGAUCUUUUCGAUGCCAUUCUGAACAGGUAUUGGAGUGCAGGAACCCGGACUGCAGUCUUCUUUGCCGCCGGGGGCUGGACGACAAGUGUCCUGGGAACAAACAUCGCGGCAAACAUGAUCAGCUUCGGGAGUGACUGCACGUUGCUCUUCCCUCGCUAUCUGACCAUUCCCCGCGGCCAGUUCAUUGUCCUGUGCCUGGGAUUUGCCAUCUGCCCAUGGAAGAUCCUGGCCAGCGCGUCCGUCUUUACCACUUUCUUGGCUGGAUACGGCCUGUUCAUGGCCUCGGUCGUUGCCAUCAUGGUCUGCGACUACUGGUGCCUCACCAAGGGUAACGUUUUCAUCGCGCAUCUGUACGACGGCACCAAGGACAACAAACACUACUACUACCACAAGGGCUGGAACGUGCAAGCAAUCAUUGCCUACCUCUGCGGCAUCGCCCUGCCCUUCGCCGGCUUCUUGGGCACGCUCGGCGUCCCCGUGAGCGUUGCCGCGCAGGACCUCGGCCAUCUGGGGUGGAUGCUGUCGUUCGCCAUCGCCUUUGUCGUCUACUACGUCAUCUGCCUCGUGUGGCCGACGCGCAACCAGAGGUUGGUCAAAGAGAUGGGUCUCAAAUGGGAGGAAGUCAGCUACUCGGAGAUCAUUGCGGCGGAUGGCACGCUCAUCACCACCGAUCUCGAAGGCUACCCCGAUCCUCAACUGCAGCACGGCGAAGUGAAAUGGACUGGCGAAAUCGAGAAGGACACAGCAGGCACGACGUUGGAGCAUGCGGACUUCAAGCACUACUGAGGUCGAAGGUUGUGGAUGUGAAGAUGAUGUUAUGAAGCACGCAGUCAGAUAGCGGGACAGUCGAAUGAAGCACAUACUCUUU